Lottia gigantea (owl limpet) is the source of this 369-nucleotide messenger RNA. RefSeq lists its product as hypothetical. The record is from RefSeq and is a predicted model, not a curated record. The coding region runs from base 1 to 369 and encodes 122 amino acids. Lineage: Eukaryota; Metazoa; Mollusca; Gastropoda; Lottiidae. The transcript has 3 exons.
AUGGCGAACAGUGGCUUUUUUAAUCAUAACAAUAGACCUAAUAAUCUUCAGAUACAGAAUUUUUCCAGAAUUAUUCGAAGGAUGUUUCCAAUACAAUAUGUGAAAGGACCCAGUCCACUUGAUGUCUACUUAAACCAAAUAGCAAGACAAAUGGUGGACCAUGCCUUUUCUAGUGCAGAAGAGACCCAUCGUUCCAUGUUGACAAUGGACACAGACACUGAGACAGAAAAUGUUGCUUUGAAUUUGAAAGUACUCAAUAAAGUUAAUCGCUUCAUUUGUAUAUUCGCUUCGUUCGUCUUCUGUACUCCUGAUUACUUCGAUGUAUAUAUAGGCCUAAGCCUAUUUGGUUUUUACUGUUUGUGUUUUUAG